CCUAGUGAUGAUAUAACAUCAAGGACUGUGACGUCAACACUAGUCCGCCUCGCGUUUCCGUAGCUACUGUUAGCAUACAUUCUCCUGCUCGUUCUCGUUCUUAACUAACCUUUGAAAAAAAUCUGUGUUCAAUCGAAAGUUUUAUUAAAUAUGAUGAUAGCGAGUAUCGGUGAUAAUUUAUCUUCUGAAUAUUUAUAACUCUCGUUUUAACACGUAACCAAGCACCUUACCUAGAAAGUUGCAAAAGCGGGUUUGGAAUACUUUUACUAUUUUGUUGUCAUUCAUCACUGGCCGCAAGUUGUCGUUUGUGGUGUGUGGUGUGUGUCUUGUGCGUGCGCCAACUGCGAAGGGGUUGAAGAUGUGCAAAAAAAAAGUUCGCGAGUUUUAAUUAACAACGCACGAUGCGAGGGCAGCAUUUGCUUAUUAGGGAUUCACCCAACUCCCACAUGAUGGUGAGCGACAGGACUGUCGUAAGAGUACACCAUUCAAUUGUGCAAGAAAGGGUUAGGGUGGUUUGCACCACUCGUCAUCAACAAAGUAGUCGGUUUGUUACGGUUUCCGACGCCUGCACUAGUUUACCACCCCUUAGAAAACAUGUUACAACAAUCAGUUUUCCUCCUAAGAUGGAGAGGUCUCCUAUAUCGCCAGCAAUAGGUUCCGUUCAUAUUCAGGAGCAAACAUAUAUUCAAGCACCUAACUAUAUCCAAUCCCAGAACUAUGCAUCACCCACGCCAAGUACACUGUAUACACCGAACAGUUCCGGAUACGUGUCCGUAACACAACCUCUACAUAAGAAAGGGUCCUUGAGGAAUGGUGAUAUCUUGAAACGCACCCGAGUGCAAACUAUGUACGAAUUAUCUCAAGAUCUGUUAGACAAGCAAAUAGAAGUGCUGGAACGUAGAUAUGGUGGUGUUAAGGCUCGUAAUGCAGCUCUCACGAUUCAAAGGGCAUUUAGGAGAUACACUCUCCUUAAGAAAUUCGCCGCGAUCACGGCGAUGGCGAAAGCGGAAAAGCGUAUUAGUCGGCGAAUACCAACGAAUGGUGACGACGCGCGUAGUACUCUCGGUGAAGGGGAAGUGUGCGAGCCAGAAUACAUGCGAAAUUUUGAAAACGGUCAUGAAUGUGGAACAAUUCGAGCAAUCCCUGUACGUUCAUUAUCUUUGAGAGAACGAAGAAAUGUAGAUAGCAGCCCGCUUCCCCGUAGUCAAUCUGGAACCCCGACAGUUUGUUGGGAGAGCUAUUCACCUAGCGCUCAUUAUUAUUCCUCUCCCAUAGAAAAUAAAUCCGAACCUCAUAGCCUCCAACAAGCUAGUAGCCCAAAUUCUUGUGGUACCCCCUCUAGCACCAAUAACGGGUUUGUUCGUUCUCGUAGCAGCCAAAGUACAAGAAGAGUUCCACCCGAGGUUCCCAAGCGAACUUCGAGCAUAUCGUCGAGAUCAGUAGACCCACGCCAUCACAGAUCAAAUGGACUGAGCAAAACGACCGAAAAUGGAUCCUUGUCGAGCGUACAGAGCUCAGGUAGCGACAGUAGCAUAUCGACAGAUCGAGUUCAGUGCGAAUUUUCCGGUUCACCUAUAUGGAAACGCAAGGGCCACAUCCCGGAAUAUGCCGAACCUUCGCUGGAAACAAGCUUAGGAAUGAUCUCCAAUUCCAGUUCCUCGACGUAUGUAAUCGAACGACCGGAACAGACCGCGCCAACGAGUUACAAAAUUUCCGAAACGAUUAGAAAACGCCAGUAUCGUGUAGGAUUAAAUUUAUUUAAUAAGAAACCCGAAAGAGGGAUCACCUAUCUUAUACGAAGAGGGUUCCUAGAGAAUACGCCGCAGGGCGUCGCGCGGUUUUUGAUCUCGAGAAAAGGUCUGAGCAAACAAAUGAUCGGAGAAUACCUCGGCCAUUUGCAAAGUCCCUUUUGUAUGGCCGUCCUCGACUGCUUCGCAUCGGAGCUUGACCUUUCCGGUAUGCAGGUCGACGUCGCUCUACGAAAAUUCCAACAGCACUUUCGCAUGCCGGGAGAGGCACAGAAAAUUGAACGUCUAAUGGAAAUAUUUUCGCAGAGAUACUGCCAAUGCAAUGUCGACAUUGUCGCGAGAUUGCGCUCUCCAGAUACAAUAUUCGUUCUGGCAUUUGCAAUAAUAAUGCUCAAUACCGACUUACAUACGCCAAAUAUAAAACCCGAGCGAAGAAUGAAAUUGGAAGAUUUCACGAAGAAUCUUCGCGGCAUCGACGAUUGCGGUGAUAUAGAUAGUGAUAUGUUAGCCGGUAUUUACGAACGGGUGAAGGCGAACGAGUUUAAGCCGGGCUCCGAUCACGUUUCGCAAGUGAUGAAAGUGCAAGCGACGAUCGUCGGUAAAAAACCGAACUUGGCUCUUCCGCACAGGCGGUUAGUGUGUUAUUGCCGAUUGUACGAAAUUGGUGACAUUUAUAAGAAGGAGAGGCCUGGCGUUCAUCAGCGCGAAGUUUUCCUUUUCAACGACCUGUUGGUUAUAACGAAAAUUUUGAGCAAGAAGAAAUCUUCCGUUACUUACACUUUUAGAAACAGUUACCCGUUGUGUGGCUUGAUCGUCACGUUGUUUGAGGUACCAUUCUACCCCUACGGUAUACGAUUAUCUCAACGUGUCGAUGGGAAGGUUUUGGUGACUUUCAAUGCGCGGAAUGAGCAUGAUCGUUGCAAAUUUGCUGAAGAUUUGAAGGAGUCCGUUCUGGAAAUGGAUGAAAUGGAGAAUUUACGAAUUGAGGCUGAGUUGGAGAGGCAAAAAUCUAAUCGUGGCAAUAGAUCAGGUACCGAAAAUCGUGAUAGCGGCGUCGCAGAUGUCGAGGUGUGCCCGUGCCCGUGUCCCUGCUCUCAAAAUCAGGCGUUAAUCGACGGCAGCCUAGACGAGGUGGGGCACGAGUCGCAAAUUAAGCGGUCGGCGCUAAGCAAUUCUCUUUUGGAUAUACACGAGCAAUUUGCAGGAGAUAAAGCUCAAAGGCGCGGAAGCGUAGGUUCUCUUGACAGCGGAAUGUCGGUCUCCUUUCAGUCCACUUCGGCCAGCACCUGUUCACGCUCUGAGAAGGUUCCGAAUAAAGGAAAGCCUGUGUACUAUCAACAUUCUUUUCUGGGUGGUAUAUUUAAUAAAAAAAAUCAGUAUCUUAUAUCUAAAUCGACUGAAGUGUAAAAGCGGUGCAGUUUGUCAUUAUUUACCAAAUAUCGUUUCACCAUCAUAGUUACGUUACCAAAUAACCAAUCGGUAUAUCUACUUGUGGCUGUUAAAAUGUUUCGUCGGCAGUUAUUUUCAACACUUAGUCAUAUUAAAUGUUGAUUUUGUUAUUAAAGAUUGUUACCUAAGAAUUUAAUUUAAAUGUGUCGCUGUGUAAUUUUUCUUAUAUGUAAAUACUAGAUCCAACUGAACAUCUUGUCGAUUCCUAAUCUUGUAAGUAUUUGUAUAUAAUUCAAAUUUGAUUCUUAAUCAGAGAUUAAAACAUUUCUAGUCGUCUGUAAAUAUAUUAGGCAUUCUCACACAUUAAUUCAAAUUAAUUUACUACCAUGUAUUAGUGUUUUUUUAAUAAGUUAAUAAACA
Messenger RNA from Photinus pyralis (common eastern firefly), 3557 nucleotides. It is a transcript of the gene siz, whose product is annotated as IQ motif and SEC7 domain-containing protein 1. The record is from RefSeq and is a predicted model, not a curated record. Gene Ontology annotation, molecular function: guanyl-nucleotide exchange factor activity. The coding region runs from base 402 to 3155 and encodes 917 amino acids. Gene Ontology annotation, biological process: regulation of ARF protein signal transduction; actin cytoskeleton organization. The transcript is spliced from 8 exons. NCBI's taxonomy places the organism in Eukaryota, Metazoa, Arthropoda, Insecta, Coleoptera, Lampyridae.